Messenger RNA from Telopea speciosissima, 716 nucleotides. RefSeq lists its product as uncharacterized. The record is from RefSeq and is a predicted model, not a curated record. The transcript has 5 exons. Lineage: Eukaryota; Viridiplantae; Streptophyta; Magnoliopsida; Proteales; Proteaceae. The coding region runs from base 16 to 663 and encodes 215 amino acids.
AGGAGAAGAUCAGUUAUGGCCUGCCGGACUGUCUUCAGCUCCGUUUUGUUAACGGAGCCGUGUCGCCCUUUACAUCCGAACUCCAACUCAGCUGCUGCUUGUUCUUCUUCUUCUUCAUCGUGUAAGCUUGCUUGUGCACCUUUAAGGCUGAGUUUACGUUGCGGAGUUAGGUUAUCUGCGGUCCGAGGUUUUCAUAAAGGACGAGGAGUGCAUCUGAAUUGCUCUUAUGGCAAAACCCCUUCGUCAUCUUCUUGGCAAGACGAUCAAGGUCCCCCACAGGAAGCUGUGCUCAAAGCCAUUUCAGAAGUUUCAAAGACAGAAGGAAGGGUGGGACAAACCACAAAUGUUGUAAUUGGAGGUACAGUGACAGACGAUUCUACAAAUGAAUGGGUUUCUCUGGAUCAGAAGGUAAACUCAUACCCUACAGUUAGAGGGUUUACUGCUAUUGGAACUGGAGGUGAUGAUUUUGUGCAAGCUAUGGUCAUUGCUGUUGAAUCAGUACUUCAUCAACCAAUUCCUGAGGGCCGUGUAAGGCAGAAAUUAUCUUCAAGGGGCAAAUAUGUUUCUGUAAACAUUGGACCUGUUAAAGUUGUCUCGAGCGAGCAGGUCCAAGCUGUAUACAAUGCCAUGAGGAGAGAUGACCGGAUGAAAUAUUUUUUGUAGGCUGUAUAUGUUCUUAUAUUAUUUUUGUAGCAAGAAAAUGAACGAGGGUGAUA